Rattus rattus (black rat) is the source of this 2585-nucleotide messenger RNA. RefSeq names its product arrestin domain containing 4 (gene Arrdc4). Gene Ontology annotation, cellular component: cytoplasm; plasma membrane. Lineage: Eukaryota; Metazoa; Chordata; Mammalia; Rodentia; Muridae. The record is from RefSeq and is a predicted model, not a curated record. Gene Ontology annotation, biological process: protein transport. Gene Ontology annotation, molecular function: ubiquitin-like ligase-substrate adaptor activity.
GAGACAGGGCCCCGGUGUGGGUGUUUCACCCGGCUGGGCGCUUUGGCCGUAGUGGCCCUGGGCGUGCGGCCGGCGCCCGUGACAGCAGCGUCGCGGAGCCGGCUACCCCGACCUGGGGCCACUGCGGGUCUUGGUGACAGAGCCCCAUCGCCUGGCGGGAUGGGAGGCGAAGCGGGAGCCGAUGGUCCCCGGGGCCGUGUCAAGAGCCUGGGGUUAGUGUUCGAAGAUGAGAGCAAGGGCUGCUACUCAAGCGGCGAGACAGUGGCCGGGCACGUGCUGCUGGAGGCAGCAGAGCCCGUGGCCCUGCGCAGGCUGCGCCUGGAGGCCCAGGGCCGUGCCACCUCAGCCUGGGGCCCGAGCGCUGGGGCCAGGGUCUGUAUCGGUGGCGCCUCUCCAGCAGCCUCCUCAGAGGUGGAGUACUUGAACCUGCGCUUGAGUCUGCUCGAGGCCCCAGCUGGUGAAGGCGUCACUUUAUUACAACCAGGAAAACACGAGUUUCCCUUUCGCUUUCAACUUCCAUCCGAACCUUUGGCAACAUCGUUUACUGGGAAGUAUGGCAGCAUUCAGUACUGUGUGAGGGCUGUUUUGGAACGACCCCAAGUUCCAGACCAGAGUGUAAGAAGAGAGCUCCAGGUUGUCAGUCACGUGGAUGUCAACACCCCACCCUUAUUGACUCCUAUGCUGAAGACACAGGAGAAAAUGGUUGGCUGCUGGCUUUUCACUUCCGGUCCCGUGUCACUGAGCGUCAAGAUCGAGAGAAAGGGCUACUGUAAUGGAGAAGCUAUCCCUAUCUAUGCAGAAAUAGAAAAUUGUUCAUCUCGCCUGGUUGUUCCUAAGGCAGCCAUAUUCCAAACCCAGACAUAUUUGGCUAGUGGAAAGACAAAGACAGUCCGGCACAUGGUUGCCAAUGUUCGUGGAAACCACAUUGGUUCUGGGAGUACGGACACAUGGAAUGGGAAGAUGCUGAAGAUCCCACCUGUCACUCCGUCCAUCCUGGAUUGCUGUAUUAUCAGAGUGGACUACUCCUUAGCUGUAUACAUUCACAUUCCUGGUGCUAAAAAGUUGAUGCUGGAGCUGCCCUUGGUUAUUGGUACAAUUCCCUACAGUGGCUUUGGCCGCAGAAACAGCAGUGUCGCAAGCCAGUUCAGUAUGGACAUGUGCUGGUUGGCACUGGCCCUGCCGGAGCAGCCUGAAGCACCACCAAAUUAUGCCGAUGUGGUAUCUGAAGAAGAAUUCUCCCGACACAUUCCUCCUUACCCUCAGCCUUCUGCCUGUGACGGGGAAGCCUGCUACUCUAUGUUUGCCUGCAUACAAGAAUUCCGGUUUCAACCUCCGCCUCUUUAUUCAGAGGUUGAUCCACAUCCUGGUGAUGCCCAAGAGACCCAGCUUGUGUCCUUCAUUCUCUGAACAAACUCCAGACUUCACUGUGUUGUUACCAACUUAGAAUAUUGGUCCUUUCGCCUCCCUUGCUGGAUGAGAGAGAAAGUUAACUUCAGAAUGUCAAUGAUCUUCAAGGCCGAAGAUGAUAGAAGUGAAAGGAUAUGAGAGCUUUUAGUGGCCAGGGGGAUGGUUUUGCAGUUUCUAGGGUGGGCUCACUUGUCCCCUUUAAAAGUGGAUGAAAAUUUGAAUUGAAAAACCGGAAGUCCUGGUGGUAGGAGAGGAUGUGGAAGAAUGCCCGGACUGUUGAAGAGGGAGUCUUAAGGAAUUGGGAUGUUACUGGAGUCGCUCUGCCCAGGGUUCACACACAGUUGUGAACUUAUGGACUUGGUUGGAAGACAUGAUUUAGGGGAACAAGACAGCUUUGAAUUGAGUGUGAAUGAGCAAGAGGUCUACUUUCAAUGCAAUUGAGGACCCCAGGUAUUGGGGUCUUCAUGAUUUCGUAUCAUGUUACCACAGCAAGGAUCCAGAGUCCUUGAAAGUAUCCUUUCUGGAGUCAGUGGUCAUGUGACAUCCUGAAGGAACUGACAGUGGCUCCAGUCUUCCGUGAAGAUGCUAAAAUGUACCUUGGAAAUUGGUUCUACUAUAGUAGGAAGCCUAGAUGGGAUUCCUUAAAAGUUUGCCGUAUCAAACGGAAAAGAGGAAUUGUUUGUGAAAGCGUAUGUUGUGAAGGGCUGAACUUCUUACACUUUUAAGAACUGCUUGCAGGGUGGACGUUUGAUUUUCCUCAUUCCUUAUUUACUUAGGAACUAUUAGAAAAAGAAGGGGUAGGCACAACAUCUUUGGGAUACUUGAUACCUAUACAAACAGAGUGUUCUCUUCUCCUACCUCUAGUGGCUUUGUCAGACCUGCUCUCAAAAGUCCAGGCCUGACCGACCUCUGGGGUUUCUGCUGUGUGCAGUUAGCAGACUCCUCUGAGCCUGUCACUUGACCAGAAAACUAGACCAAGGAAAAAGCCCAUGAACUCAGCAUUAAAGAGACAUAAAUACAAACACCUAAAUCUUAAGAAACCCCAGAUCAAAAGAGGACAGAAGCAUGCCUGAGCUUGGUUCCUGUGAAGAGACCUCAGUGGGCAGAUGGCAGUUCUUGUGUUGUACCUUCGUAUUCCAGUUUGUUAGUAAUUCCAUUUAUACUGUGAUUUGUUUUUU